AAGGUACAGAGGACCUCAACAGCAUUAGAAAAAAUGUUUGUCAUUGCUUUCUUCAAACGAAAUACAGUUUUAAUCAGUGGUGGAAUAUUUUUUUUUUCUUUUUUCUUUUUUUAACUGAAAGUGAAGAGACUAUUUUGGCACUAUGUAUGGUAAUUAGAGUCAACUGAAAAUUACAAAUGCAGUUGGUGAUCCUAAACCAUCCUGCUGUAAGAUGGAGUGGUCUGCCUACUUGUCAUUGUUUGACUGUAUUUUUGCAAAAUCAUAGUGAACUGUAAUUACUCUAAAAUGGGCUGCACUCCUUCACGUGGGAACGGUCUCGACACAGCACAAGGUGCAUUCAGAAGAGGAAGAACUCUACUUCCAGGGACUCAUGAAAGACUUGGAGAAUCACAAUCUUAUGAUGGGAGCAGUGGAGAAUCCUGUGGACAGGACACAGCGAGAGACAACUCAACGGUUCGGAAUAACACAAGUUCCACGUUGUUAGGAAGGAAAUCCUCUACGGCUGAGCCUGAAGGGGCUGCUUCUGCCAAACUGGGUACACACGAUAUUAACAUUGAUAUAUUAUCUCAAGGGAAGGAACAACAAGAAGAAAAACAAGAGGUUUAUGAGAAAAAGGGACCAAAGAAGUUAAAGAAAGGCCAUAAAGGUGUCAAACUGAACAGGAAAAAAGAAAAAGAAAGAACAUUUCUUAAUGAAGAAAAAGUUGACUUUCCAGAGGCACUUGUGAAAGCUCAUCAAGCAGCAUAUGCAUAUCUUAACCCCAGCAUCAGUAAAUAUGAAAAUCUGUUGGGGUUACUUGAUCAGGCAGCCCAAACUCAAAUUUCCUUGCAACCCAUGGUGGCAUUCAUGGUCUUUCGGUAUGAGGAAAUAAACAAAGGGCUGGAAGAAAUAGCAGAAGAGGGGGAGAUGCUGUUAAAAGAAAACGGAGUCCAUCUGGCCUGGCCUUGUGAUAAAAAUAAUUCCUCUUCCUCCAACUUGGCAAAAAAUGUGACCUCUCCUGUAUGCAGUGAGCCACCACCAGACCUACUACAACAACUCCUUCAGUACACUGUACAGAGGAUGCGUCAGGUAGGUCAAUCAUUGUGUGGAAUUGGAGAUACGUCACUUGAGGAUUCGGUGGAUUACUUUUCCUCCAUUACUGAAAUUCUAGAUGAGAAACUCAGGAUAAAACGUGCAUCAGAGUCUAGAUUAUUGCGGCUGCUUUCCCGGAUUGAGGCAGCAUCACAGAAAAGACCUGGCCCAGAAGACUCGGCACUAUUUAGUGAAGACAGUGGACUUGGGGCAGAAAGCGAGUCCUUGGCAGGUUCAGAGAGACAAUGUCAACGGAGGGAAAGUUGUGAGUCAACUGGAACUAUUUGUGCUACAUCAAAUAGCCCUUAUGGUUCUGCACCAAUUCACAAAGGCUCAUACCGAGGAAGACUUCUCAAAACAAUAAGCAACAGCAGCUCUCUUAACUCUUUAGACUCAACUUGCACUAUUACAGAAAAAGAACAGAGGGAUAGGGAAUCAGUACUUGGCUCUGUCUCCUUGGAUGAAGGUGGCAGGAAUGAUGUGGAGGAUGGUAGUGAAGAUGAACAUAUCAAGGAGAACAGAAGCCAACAAAUAGAUUAUUGUAUUCCAAACCAGAGGCAACCACGUCGUUUGCCAGCAAAACGAAUAGAGAAUCCACAAAAUGUUGAAAUGACAUUAAAGCUAAAAGAUGCCAUUAGUGGCCGGAUUCGUUUUUUGCCAUCCCAAGGACCGGGAGAAAAAGCAAGACAGGCAGGUAACACAAACAGCAGUAGUCAGUGGACUGAGGAUGGUGAUAAAAGUUAUAAAAGACCUCAAACAGCUGCCUCUAAGACAUCUAAGAAAAAGACCACAGUUACCAAACGUUCAAGGUCAGCAGACUCUCUGCGUAAUAAAGUAGACGACCCUACACUCAUUGAACUGGAGAGAACUCAAAAGGAACUCAACCAAAGGCUGGAUAGAAUGACCAAGGUUAAGUGUGAAGGAAAUACAAAGCCAGGAUCAUCUAAAAAAAUCCAGCAACCGCAAACACAAAUCAUUUCAUCAGUUGCUGCAGACAGGCAGCAAUCUUUGAAUAGGAUCAUUUUUUCUCCAAGUAAUCAAAGAAAGGCAUCUAAUGCAAAAGUAGAACAAGAAAGUGUGAAGGAAGAAAUGGAGGGAAAAAAGAAAAAGGACAAAGGAAAGGGAAAGGAAAAGGACAAGGACAAGAAAACCCCUCCCGUUAAAGGGCCUGUUAAGGUAACACCUAUGCCAAGCCCUCCACCAUCACCCCGCCAAUCUUCAGGGUUGUAUAGGGAAAGGAAUUCUGUUAAAAAACUUAUUGACACCUUCAGUCAGGGGUUGGAGGAAAGUAAGCAGACCCCAGACAGUGCAACAGUUCUUGGACCUCUUAAAGGUGUUAGAAAAUGUGGUGUUCUCAUCAUUCCAGGUUUAGGUCCCUCUGCCACAUUAGCAUUCAAUGAAAAUAGCAUUCUCAGUAGUCAAGGAGAGUCACAGUGCUCUGAAAGGACAGAGGAUCUUGAUGUUGACAAUCUACCACCGCCUCCACUUGAGGUUCUCAUGGACAAUUCCUUUGAAAAUGCAGAGACAAAAGACAUGGAAGAAAAUGUACCAAGCAGGGGCCGAUCCACUCUGCCAAAAAGGACUCAGAUGUCUCAGAGGUUACGUGCCACUCUUCAGUCUGUUACAGUGCUACCCAGUAAGGGGAAUUUGUGUAAAGGCUCUGUUAGCAUGUCACCAGUUCGUUCAAAAAACAAGAAUACCAGAGGCGUUUUGAAGGGUGGUCACCAUGAUUCCAGCCAUGAAACAGACACAGAAAGUGAGGAGGCUGCUUCCCUCUACAAACAAGCAAGAAAGAUAAUCCACUUGAGGCAUUCUUCUGACUCGCCGACAGAGAAACUUAUGGCAGAGCAGGGCCAAAGACAGCUUUCCAGCUGCCAAGGUGACAUAGAAGUUUCACAAAAGGAGAACAGUACAAGUGAAUCAGUGCCAAUCACUGCCUGCAAGAACCAAACCCCUGCCACUCCAACUGCAUUCAGAACUCGAGUGUUGCCAUCCACACCUCUGUUACAUCGGAGACUGCCUAGUCCUCCAGUACUGAAAAGUCAACCUUCUUCUUCAACUUCUUCUAGCCCUCCAGUAGUUCGUAAACUCCCCACACCACCUUCUGCUGGCCAACGAACACUGCCAAGCACGCCCGCAACAUGGCAAGACCACACCCCAAUCACUGUGAAAGGGGUUACCUACCCGUUUAAGGCACCGUCGCCUCCUGCCUCCCCAAAAGUGCAGCGCUGGUCUAGAGAAAACAGUAGUGAAGACUCUUCAAGAGUGUUUAGCAAUGCUCGAUCAGUGUUUUGUCCAGUCUCAUCAUCGUUAUUUGAAGCUCAGCCCGUUCCUACACCCAAGCCCCCUCAAGCAUGGGCCUCCUCGGGUAGCAGUGUCUUGCCUCGUCCCUGGGGUGAGCGUGGUCGGCUGCCAGUGUCUGCACGAGGGCCCCAGCCAUUCAUCCGGCGCAGCCAGUCAGACAGGAGGCCCAGUUUAAGCCUGCCAUCCAGGGUGCCAGUAAUCUCUGUUGCAGAGACAUGUGGGAGUGAACCAGCAAUUAGCACGCAUGGGCUGGAAGUUGUUUCAGUCAGUGGAGACAAGCUAUGGAGUGAGCAAACAGAAAUCAGAGGUGCAGUUCGAUCUGUCUCGCAUCCAGACUUGUGCAUUGUGGGUCAAGGUUUACAGAAGGAAUGGGAUAAAUGAGGAAGGAGCAAGUGGGAUUAUGGAUUAGCAAAAUUUGAAUGGGAUUAAAAUGUUUGUGUCCUGCUGGGAAAUUAAAAUAGCUAUUUCUGAGAAGGCCUUCUCGUGAUUUUCAAACAUUGUUAUUUUCAUCCUUUUUAGCUUCAGUGUAUAUUUGAUCUGUUUGCCUCAAUUCAAUUGGUCUAAUUUAUUUUGAAAAUGUUUUGUAUUGUGAAUGCUAUUGGUUGGCCUUUUAUAUUUUAUUACUAAAUAAAAAUGAACAGAUAUUCACUGAAAUUGUAUAUAUUCACGUAUGUUUUCUGUAAAAAAUUAAAUAAAAUAAAAAAUAAAAAAGGUUUGCGUUAUCAAUUAGCUUAUCUUGUACAUUAUCACUCAGCAACCAAUCACAUUCUUAAUUUUCAAGCUUGUCUGACAAAUCACAUUCAAAAUACAGCAAAGCAUUCCACUCUUCUAUUGGAGGUAAGAUGGCAGUGUUGAGGUCUGUUCUUUCAUUUUCUUCUAACAAAGUCUGUAAUUGCUUUGACCUUUGACCAUCAUAAAUUCAACAUAACUGCCAAAAACAGGGCAAUAAAUGAAUUCGUUAUCAACAUACCAUGCAGCUGAAUACUGUUUGGCUGCAUCCAAAAUUGCAUACUUCCCUACUACAUAAUUGGUGAAAAAUAGUGUGAGAAAACAGUAGUAUGCCAAAAUUCACAGUUUAUUACAUUUAUUAACAUUUAUAAAACAGUAUGUGAAAUGUACCCAAACUACUUACUACUUCCAGUGAAAUUCUGAAGUGAAUUUCAGAUGGACAACUUUUCUAUCUCACAAGGUCAUAAGAGAGUUGAGAUUUAUGAAGUGACACAACUGCCGUACAGUAGGUCAUAUGACAAUGACGCAUGGUGAAUGUAGUACAUCUGGAUUACAUUCAUACGGAGCCCCACACGUGACAUGCAAGAAAAAAAUAAAUCAAUUGUGUGCACGAUUUACUAAUUCGUUCCCUCAAUGUACUAAAACGUGCACACGAUUACUAUUGCGUUCCCUUAAUUUACUAUUGUGUUCCCUCGAUUUGCUAAAUCGUGUAUAUCACGAUAAACACUUUUUACAACACUAAUUUUUGUAUCACCAUCCCAAAAACUUCCAGUGGCUUUCAACCAUGUUCCCUAAAAUCCCCCAACAGUGCAAACAUCUUAUUUGACUGACAAACACAUUUCACUUCAUAAAGUAAGUGUUUGAUUCAAAAGACAUGUAAAACCACUGAUCUAAUCUACCUAAAGGCAAAAUUAUGAAAAUAAUUUAUAUUUGAGAUGGUUUAUAUGUUUGAUAGCAGAGUGGAAUGAUCAUCUUUCAGGCACAUGCAGAGGGGUGUGCAGUGGGUGCUUGAGCACCAGCCCCUUUUUCCCUUGAUGCCCAAAGUGCCCUUUUGUCAAGGCAAUUUUUAUUUUUGGGUAAUUAAAUGCACUUUUGUGGAGGCCUGCCCAAUGUAUUUAUUAGUAAAAUUAACGAUUAUUAAUUUAGCCGUAAAGAAAAUGAAUGUUUGCAAAAAAGUAAUGUCUUAACCGUCCAUUGGUUGUGUACUGCAAACACAUACUAAGGUUGUGGUUUCGAGUCUCGGGCCAGGAAUACCACAACUGACGUGCCCUUGAGGAACUCAAUGAACGUGUUGGGUCAAAUGCUUUGGAUGGGUUAAAUGCAUAGCAUGAUUCUGAGUAUGGGUCACCAUACUUGGCUGUAUUUAUUUUCGAGCUGUGUCACCAGUUGCUGUGUAUUUUGCUGCAUCAUGUCGUUAGAUUCAUAUUCAAAUAAAAAAAAAAAUGUUUAUGUU
Carassius gibelio (silver crucian carp) is the source of this 5557-nucleotide messenger RNA. It is a transcript of the gene pcare1, whose product is annotated as photoreceptor cilium actin regulator 1. The transcript has 2 exons. NCBI's taxonomy places the organism in Eukaryota, Metazoa, Chordata, Actinopteri, Cypriniformes, Cyprinidae. The record is from RefSeq and is a predicted model, not a curated record. Bases 286 to 3756 code for a protein of 1156 amino acids.